Molecule: messenger RNA, 1460 nt
Organism: Dendrobium catenatum
Lineage: Eukaryota; Viridiplantae; Streptophyta; Magnoliopsida; Asparagales; Orchidaceae
Exons: 5
Coding region: 275-1321 (348 amino acids)
Biological process (GO): regulation of transcription by RNA polymerase II
Cellular component (GO): chromatin; histone deacetylase complex
Molecular function (GO): chromatin DNA binding; transcription coregulator activity; histone H3K9 demethylase activity
Source: RefSeq, a predicted model, not a curated record
CUAUACGGUAAAAUAGCUGCCUGUUGUGGAUCGGAAGUUUUCACUGGCCACGGCUGUUAUUUCUUCUGUGAAACGACAAAAGGGGCGAGGGAGCUAGGGAUUUUCUGCAUUUACCGACGACCGGAAGUCUUCCUUCCAAUACUCUACGCUGUUGUUAAAAUUUGGAAGGAUAGGAGCUUCGUCUCUCUAGUAGAGCACACUGACGCAGAGAUCGGGAGAGGUUGGCUUGUGCCGGGAUUUUAUUCAGGAUUCGGUGCUAUUCUUGUCCGGAUCGAUGGAUUUAACGCCGCCAAAAAGGUGCGCUAAGAAGGGGGAGGGUGACUGUCGGUGCAUGGAGAUGGUGGCGUCUGAAAAGCGCUUCUGCAAGAAGCACAGCUUGGAGAUGAAGCGUCUGGAUCAGAGAAAGAGGGAGAGGAAGUUCGCUGGCGAAGAAGAGGGUAGCGCCUCCUCUGGCGCCUGCACCAAGAAGAUGCGAGUACUAUCGGCGGAGGAUGAGAAGAGGAAGAUGACCGGCCGAUCUAAGAGAAGGGAGGGCGAGCGAAGGGAGAAGGAUGGUGCCGAAGAUGACUUGGUGGAAUCGACAGAUACGGAAUUCUUAACCAGGGGGGUAGUUAGAAAGGGGAGGAGGGAGGGGAAAGAUAUGUUGUUGUUCUAUCAGAUUAAGAAGAGGAGAUCACAUUUUGAUGAGGGCAAGAAGGUCGUAGCAAAUAGGAAAGAAGAAGAGAAGAAGAGGUCCUUUGGGGACGAGGUGAAGGAAUCCGCCAGUUUGAAAGGGAAUUCUUGUGCUCCAAGUCGGAUUGAGAAGAGACCAUGUGUUGAAAGGAAGCAAACGUCUCCACCGUCAAAGUAUAACGACUGCGGAGGUAGAACAGCGAAGGCGGAGCCAACUGAUAGUGCCUCCCAGGGCAUGGGGAAGAAGCGUUUGCUGUGCCACCAGUGUCUGCAUAGCUAUGAGAAAGAUGUUGUUAUUUGCUCAAAUUGUAAGAUCAAGCGAUAUUGCCAUUCCUGUGUGGCCAAAUGGUACCCUGAACAAACUACAGUGGAUGUUGAAGUUGCUUGCCCAUUCUGUCGUGGUAACUGCAACUGCAAGGCAUGUUUGCGUGUAUUCCUUGAUUUUAAGUUUAGCCGAAAAGAACUGGAUGACACAUCCAGAUUGCAGCAUUUGCUCUAUCUUUUGCAUAGAGCUUUACCUAUCCUCCGGCUUAUAGAUAAGGAGCAUAAAUCAGAGAUUGAAGUUGAAUCAAGGAUUCAAGCAAUAAAAUCAGAUAUGGUGGUUGUACCAAGGACUAAACUAGACAGUGGGGAACGCAUAUAUUGGUAAGUCUGCACAACUACAUUGAUCAUAAUUUCUUCUUGAAUUUCUUUUGUUUUUGACUAGAGCAUGAAAAUGAAUUUAGAAGAACCUAGGACCAGAUUACAAUUAUAUGCUCAUAUCCUUUGCCAUUCUAUUUUUACUGCAA